UGUUUCUAUUCGUCCUUAUUAUGGAGAGACUGCUACUAUCAUAAAAGAAAAUACUGCUUUACUCCAAGAUAUUCCUAUUACAUCGCGUCUUGGUUUUGCUGACGUCGUGUUUCCUGGUGAUACACGAAAUGAAAUUUACCUUAGGUUUUUGUCAGGUGAUUUCACCCAAGGCCGAGCUGCUACUUCAAGAAAUAUACAAAUUACUGUAGAAGUCAAAUUAGACACAGGUGAAACGUUAGAAAAUGCAAUUUCUCAGGGUUCUGGUGAACCUAGAGUAACGCAUUUCGACUCUCUUGUUUUCUAUCAUUCUAAUAAUCCUACAUGGGGUGAAUUAAUUAAACUGAAUAUUCCCAUAGAAUUAUUUGAACAUGCACAUAUAUUUAUGACUUUUCGUCAUCGUUCGACGAAAGAUAAGAAAGAGGAUAAAAUUUUUGCUUUUGCUUAUAUGCCUUUGUUUCAAGAAAAUCAAGCGUUCAUAAGCGAUGGAAAACAUACUGUUAUUUUAUAUAAAUAUGAUAAGCAAACAUAUACACAAAAUGAAGUCCUUCUUAAAUUACUGAAUUGGGAAAAGCAAUUAAUGUCAGAUAUGAGUGAAAUGAUAUCUGUCUUGAAAAAAUUCACUUUUGUUGGAGAGGUUGAAAUAGUAAAGUUUCUUCAGGAUAUUUUCGAUGCACUAUUUGGAAUUUUAGUUUCAUCAAUAAAUCAGCAAGGUGAUCUUGAUGACUUGAUAUUUAAUGCUUUAGUAACCAUUCUUGGAAUUGUUUCUGAUCGAAGAUUUAUGAACUUCAGACCUGUGCUUGAUGUAUAUAUUGAGAAACAUUUUUCUUGUGCAGCUGCUUCGUCAAGUCUAAUUCGAUCAAUGAAUCGUCUCAUUUCUGAACCUGCGACUCCAGAGAAUGCUCAAGAUUUACGAUCUGCUAUAAAAGUCUGGCAAUAUAUUUUUAAAAUAAUAUUACGGUCUAGAGAAUUGCAACGGACAAAGGAAACAAAUAUGGGAUUAUCAGGUGACUAUGUUGAAGAACAGUUCAAAAAAGGUUUAUAUGACCUUUUCAAGAGCAUAGAUAGACUUAUGUCCAUCACAACUCCACAGUCAAUAAUUGGUACACAAACAUUAGCUCUGCAACAUUUUGCUUCUAUAUUCGCGGAUCUUGGAAAAUGUUUCGAACCCGGAGAUCUCGCACAAAUAGCUAUCCGUUUCACUGAAUCUGUGAGAUUGCCGAAAGGAAAACUCUUGGCAUAUAAAUUAUUGGUUAUUCUUCAAUUUUGUCGUGGUCCUUUGUUCGAAAAUGCAGAAUCUCGUGCGACACUUUUGCGUAGAGUCGUAGAAUGGGUUACGGAUCACAUGGGAAAAUGGGAAAAAACGGGAAAAAUAAAUGAAGAUAGUGAAGCUGCACGAAUGCAAUGGCAAGAUGGAAUUCGAUUGUGUGUAGCCAUUGUUGCGGUUAUGCUCGAAAGUCUACAAUGCUCUAUUGAAAAAGCUAAGGAAAACGAAAACAUACAGAAAGAAAUUGAAAAUGUACGUGUGAUCCUCCCUCUAAUGAUGAAACUUUGUGAAUCUUAUAGAGAAUUGUAUUAUACCAGUAAUGAGGUUCAUCGGCCAAGAGAGAGAAGUGGAAGUGGAAUAGUAGUCUCACCAGCCAUAUUUAACUUAGCAUAUCCAUUUUCUAGUGUAAAUCCGACUCCUGCAACUAGUUCAAACAAAUUUUCAAAAGAUUUUCAAUUUAGUCCACAACAUAAUCUACAAAGCUCAAUUUAUACCGGAUUGGGAGAAAUAGCUGCGGUAAUACUGCAGAUUAUGUAUCUAUUAUCGCAAGAUCAUUUGAAAGAACACCUGCUCUCAACGUAUUACAGAGAGGGUCAUGAUGCCACUGCAGAAUUUUUAAUCUUAUUAUUCCAAGUUUGUAGAUCCGUUUUAAUAAAUGAAGCUUUCCCAGAAUCUUGGUUGAACAUGAAUAUUAUGGCCCUUAAAGUGUUUUUAAAAUUUCUCGAACCAAUAUCUUCUUUGUUGGAGAAAAAUUAUAUUCCCGACAAAGAAGCACCAGAUACAUUUAAUGAACAAUUGUGGCGAGAAUAUUUCAAUUGCUUAUUAAGUUUGCUUACCAGUAAACACUUAGUAAUUGAAAAUUUUACCCCACAGAAACGUCGUGCAGUAUGGAGACUUGCUAGAGAUCUUCGUGGACAAGGCGCCAAAUUAUUAUCAACUUUGUGGGAUGCCAUAGGAUGGGAACAUGGAAAAGAGGGUAAAAUGGGUGGUUAUCAAA
Racocetra persica is the source of this 2261-nucleotide messenger RNA. The record is from the annotation of a GenBank genome assembly. NCBI's taxonomy places the organism in Eukaryota, Fungi, Glomeromycota, Glomeromycetes, Diversisporales, Gigasporaceae.